AUGCCUCCUCACGCGCCUUCCUUCGAGAAGAGCUGCUCCGGCGACCGGCAAAGGCAGGAGGCAGGAGGGCAGCUGCUGCGAGGCCCGGGGCAGCGGUCGGCGUCGUUCCACGGGCGCGGGGCGGAGCAGCGGCACCAGCUGCCAAAGCAGAGGCCCAAGACGCAGCCGGACCUGCUCGCCGGCGUUAGGGGCAGGAGCUUCCGCGCCGCCGACGGCGGCGAGCCGCUGGCGGAGCUGGCGGUCCGGAGGACGCCGAGCAAGGUGCUGGUGAACGUGACCGUGCAGAGGAGCCUGUGGCCGCUGAACGUCAUGGCGUCGGCGGAGUGGAGCGUGGCGGACCUCGUGGCCGCCGCCGUGGGGAUCUACGUCAAGGAGGGCAGGCGGCCCUUGCUGCCGUCGACCGACCCGGCGACCUUCAGCCUACACUACUCCCAGUUCAGCUUGGAAAGUUUGGACCCGAGGGAGAAGGUGAUGGAGCUAGGGUCCCGGAGCUUCUUCCUGUGCCCCAGGUCCUCUUCGGCCGCCGUCCAGACCUCCUCAUCUUCCUGCUCCUCCGCCGGCGCAAGCGGUGUCAGGAACGCCGGGGAGGCUCCUACGUCAGCAGGCGAACCGCCGGCCUGGCUCCGGUACAUGCCGUUCUGGCCGACCAUGUAG
This is a messenger RNA of Triticum turgidum subsp. durum (durum wheat), 654 nucleotides long. NCBI's taxonomy places the organism in Eukaryota, Viridiplantae, Streptophyta, Magnoliopsida, Poales, Poaceae. The record is from the annotation of a GenBank genome assembly.